AUGGGUCUUUUUGCCUCGCUGUGCUGCCUGGGGUCGGCCCGUGAUGUUGAGCCCGACCGGCCAGACAACACCCAUCACACAGAGAAAGGAUCGGCCACGGGAGCCUCUCGGGAUUUUCUCCAAGGCCCAUCGACUAUCCCUCCGUUCCUCCAACAGCUGUCAGAGUAUUCCGAUACGCCAAUCAAGUCGGUGCUGCAGCCUUAUCUGGACGACGAGACGCAGCUUCGACAGUCGUUUGCUCGUGGUGACCCUGACGCAGCCAGACUCUCUCACCUCAUCCCCCUCUACCCGCACCAGCAGAGCCUGCUCACGUCUAGAAUCAAAGAACGGGAUGGCUGCGGACCUGACAAGUACCUUAUGCGUCUCUCAGCGGAGAAAGUCGGUCGGCCCGGCGCUCCCGCCAUUGUGACGUCUCUAGACCAGUACCAGACAAACUUCGAGGCCUUCUCCCAUGACUGGUCCAAUGUAAUCGCAGCCGGCUCAUCCGCACUCCUCCCUCUUCUCCCAAGACGAGAUGACAUAGACAUAGCAUUCAACCCGGCUGUUGAGAAUCCUUUGGAGACAUAUUUCCAGGAAAUAGCGAGCGCCAGUGACAUUGAUCUGUUUCUCUACGGUUUGGAUGAAGAUCAGGCGACCAGAAAAAUCAUCCAGAUUGAUUCAACCAUCAGGAAAAAUCAACGUCUCCCGGCAGAUGGUGGCUUGACUUUGCGGACAAACAAUGCCAUAACCUUCAUUUCGCCGCGGUGGCCGUAUAGGCACGUUCAGAUCAUACUCCGUCUGUACAAGUCCCCCAGCGAAGUACUGGCGGGAUUUGAUGUCGACUGUGCCUGUGUUGCCUACGACGGUGGCCAAGUAUACACAACACCAAGAGGGGCUGCCUCGAUCAUGACACGAACCAAUACUAUUGAUCUAACACGCCGGAGUCCUUCAUAUGAGUAUCGUCUAUACAAAUAUCGUAGUCACAACUUUGACGUGUACUGGGACUUUCUGGAGAGGUCGCGAAUUGACAAGUUUAUAUUUCAAGGAGAUCAGAACCCGUCUGAGCUACACGGACUGGCGCGACUCCUCUUCUUUGAAGAAUCUAUCCGCAACUAUGGAGACGACCAAAACUACCAGAAGCGACGAAGGUUAAAGAAGAUCCAGGACGUCGAGGAUUCCGCUCCGAGUGGAUAUGCGGACCACGAGAUACCUUAUGGCGAGAGGUUCACUGCACCGAGCGUCCGAAGAUACGUGGCACUCCACUCCAAAGAGGCCUAUCGGUUUGGGACGAUUCAUGAGGUAAUGGAGGAAGGGUCAAUCGCGAGUCAAAACGACAUAGAAGGGAAACUUCAAUUCAUCACAGAUGAUCCUGGGCGUCAAAUGAUUGGCAGCUUUCACCCCUUGACAGACGACGAUUGGACGGACAUGGCAUACGAUAUCGGGGCAGAGUCGGCGGGUCAAGAAUCUAUCAGUGUAUAA
Messenger RNA from Clonostachys solani, 1458 nucleotides. The record is from the annotation of a GenBank genome assembly. NCBI's taxonomy places the organism in Eukaryota, Fungi, Ascomycota, Sordariomycetes, Hypocreales, Bionectriaceae.